AUGGUAGAGGAGCUGGGUUUCAGGGAGACAUCAAGUGUGGAAAUGCUGCCCACGGAUGACUGCGACAGGCCCAGGGCCAGGCCCGGGCUGGAGGCCAGGAGCAGCCAUACGUGCUGGGCUCUCACCUGCUGCUUGGUGCUGCUCCCCAUCCUCGCGGGGCUAACCACCUACCUGCUCAUGGGCCAGCUCCGGGCCCACGGAGAGGUCUGCGCGCUCCAGACUUCAACAGCACAAGAGCUGGGACCAUCACAUCAGCGAGCUUACACACCUUUCAAAGCAGAUGGAGCCAAACCGAGGGCACACCUGACAGUUGUGAGACAAACGCCCACACAGAGCUUGAAAACCCCAUUCCCGGCUCUGCACUGGGAGCACGAACUUGGCUUGGCCUUCACCAAGAACCGGAUGAACUACACCAACAAAUUCCUGGUUAUCCCAGAGGCAGGAGACUACUUUGUUUACUCACAGAUCACAUUCCGAGGGACAACAUCUGAGUGUGGAGUGAUUGGCCUCCGGAGACAAGAAAGCAAGCCAGAUGCCAUCAUUGUGAGUGUCACCAAGGUAACAGACAGCUACCCUGAGCCCACCCAGCUCCUAACGGGAACCAAGUCUGUAUGUGAAAUAGGCAGCAGUUGGUUUCAACCUCUCUACCUGGGGGCCAUGUUCUCCUUGAAAGAAGGGGAUAAACUGAUGGUGAACGUCAGUGACAUCUCCUUGGUGGAUUACACAAAAGAAGAUAAAACUUUCUUCGGUGCCUUCUUACUGUAG
Molecule: messenger RNA, 765 nt
Organism: Elephantulus edwardii (Cape elephant shrew)
Lineage: Eukaryota; Metazoa; Chordata; Mammalia; Macroscelidea; Macroscelididae
Gene: TNFSF15
Product: tumor necrosis factor (ligand) superfamily, member 15
Exons: 4
Coding region: 1-765 (254 amino acids)
Biological process (GO): immune response
Cellular component (GO): membrane
Molecular function (GO): tumor necrosis factor receptor binding
Source: RefSeq, a predicted model, not a curated record